Messenger RNA from Guillardia theta CCMP2712, 285 nucleotides. RefSeq lists its product as hypothetical. Gene Ontology annotation, cellular component: RNA polymerase III complex; RNA polymerase I complex; RNA polymerase II, core complex. Lineage: Eukaryota; Cryptophyceae; Pyrenomonadales; Geminigeraceae. The record is from RefSeq and is a predicted model, not a curated record. The transcript has 2 exons. Gene Ontology annotation, molecular function: DNA binding; DNA-directed RNA polymerase activity. The coding region runs from base 1 to 285 and encodes 94 amino acids. Gene Ontology annotation, biological process: DNA-templated transcription.
AUGUUUGCAGAGCUCCAGGAGAACCAUGUUGAGUUGACGCCGAUCAAGGAUCGACUGACAACACCCUACAUGACCAAGUAUGAGCGAGCCCGCGUGCUGGGCACCCGUGCGCUGCAGAUCAGCAUGAACGCUCCAGUCCUGACGAGCGUCCCCGGGAGUGAGUCUGACCCGCUGAGGAUCGCGAUGAAGGAGCUCAAGGAUGGCAAGAUUCCGUUUGUGAUACGGAGGUACUUGCCAGAUGGCAGCUUCGAGGAUUGGCCGAUUGCUGAUCUGAUCUAUGACUAA